Dioscorea cayenensis subsp. rotundata (Guinea yam) is the source of this 623-nucleotide messenger RNA. Its product is annotated as lachrymatory-factor synthase. NCBI's taxonomy places the organism in Eukaryota, Viridiplantae, Streptophyta, Magnoliopsida, Dioscoreales, Dioscoreaceae. The coding region runs from base 12 to 518 and encodes 168 amino acids. The transcript has a single exon. The record is from RefSeq and is a predicted model, not a curated record.
AUAUAGUCAUAAUGGAUUCAGAUCCAAACCCAAAUCAAGAUCCGAAAUGGGAAGGCAGGGUCCAAGCCAAGCUCAGAGGUCCAACAGCAGAAGAAGCAUGGUCUCUCUUACAAGGGUUUUGCACCCUUGAUAAGUGGGUCCCAUCCAUCCACACGUGCUACAAACUCGAAGGCCAAGAAGGCCAACCGGGUUGCAUCCGCUAUUGUGCUGGACCCGUUAACAGAUCCGAUAACAACCGCACUAUCGGAUGGUCCAAGGAGAAGCUAACAGCAUUUGACCCGUUAAUCCGGAGCUAUAGCUACGAGAUCUUGGAGACCAAUAAAGGGUUCGGAUCCUAUUCGGCGACGAUCCGGGUGGUUUCGGAUCCGGGUGCUUGCGAGGAGGAUAACGGGUGCGGGUUGGAAUGGUCCUUUGUGGCGGAUCCGAUAAGGGGUUGGACCCGAGAUGAGUUUGUUGAGUGUUUGGAGAAGAUGGCCAAUGAGGUUGCAAGAAGGGUUGAAGAUCAAGUUAACAAGUGAUAAUUUAAGAAUAAUUUUUUAAAUUUAUUGUCACUAAAAUAUUUGCAUAAAGGGUUGAUAUUCUAGUGAGAAUAUGGAUUUGAACUUUAGUUAGUUCAUAUAAGA